Molecule: messenger RNA, 3605 nt
Organism: Botrytis cinerea B05.10
Lineage: Eukaryota; Fungi; Ascomycota; Leotiomycetes; Helotiales; Sclerotiniaceae
Exons: 4
Coding region: 110-3487 (1125 amino acids)
Molecular function (GO): protein binding
Source: RefSeq, a predicted model, not a curated record
GUUCAUAAAAACUAUUCAAGAAAUUCAUUACACAGAAAGCUUGGACGAUUUGAUCCCAAAUUCCUCAUUUUUCUUCUCUUUAAUAUACAUAUCACGAAUCUGAUUGACUAUGGACGGCCUCGGUGCUGCUGCCAGCGUCAUCGCGGUGGUGCAGAUGGCUCAGGCUGUUAGCGGGGCUUUAGUGGAAUACUACGAAGGGGUCAAGAGUGCUCGCGAUGACAUACAACGACUUUAUAAUUCAAUAAAGAAUCUUGAAUCCGUAGUUAGGUCUGUCGACGAUCUUCUACGUACUUUUUCGAUCAACAUCCAAGCAUCUUUGGAAAACAAGACGGGAACUCUGUCGCUGUGUAAGGCUGAGCUUGAUGGAAUUAAGAAGGAACUCGAUGCAUUUUCGAAACAGCAGAAUCAUAUUGGAAAGCUGAAGUCUUUGGUAUGGCCGUUCAAGAAGAAGGAUGUGGAUAAGCAUGUGGAUUUUAUCGAUAAGCAUAAGCAUGAUUUAAUGUUAGCAUUUGGAGUUGAGAACUUGCACAUUUCCCUGCGUCACCAUGGCAUCUUGGAAGACAUUCGAAGCGAGAUAGGAGCUGCUAAGAGCGACAAAGAGCGAAGGCAGAUAAUCAAAUGGCUUGCAGAGUCGCUCCCUAAUCCAUCCACGGAACAUGACAUCGCCCGAAAAAAGUGCCAAAAAGGUACGGGAUCCUGGCUAAUAGACGGAGAUUCUCUCAAGACCUGGUCGAAAACCAGUAACUCGUUCUUAUGGCUAAACGGUGGCGCGGGGGCUGGAAAAUCAAUCUUAUGUUCUACAGUGAUUGAUCAUAUCCAAGAAUUCUGCAAACAAGAACCAAAUGUUGUUGUCACAUACUGGUAUAUCAAAUUCGACAAUUCAACUACACAGAGCAUUUCCAAUAUAAUUCGUUCUUGGAUUAAAGACAUUUGUAGUAAUCGUCGGGAUACGCCACAAACUUUGAAAGAUACAUAUGCUCUUUAUAAUCACGGCCAGCAGCAACCUACCCAUGAAAAAAUGAUGGAAAUGCUUAAGUGUGUAGUUGGCGGCUUUCAAGAUGUCUAUUUGAUUGUGGAUGCUCUUGAUGAGUAUCCUAAGACAGACCGGUAUUUAUUGUUGAAGACUCUGAAAGAGAUUCAUCAAUGGAAAAUUGAUUCUAUACACAUUUUUGUCACGAGUAGGGUAGAAGACGAUAUUCGAGUUCAUCUAGCUAAUAUGAGCGAGCGAAACGUUUUCGACAACUGCAAAUGGAUCAUGGUUCAAGAUCCAAACAUCACCGAGGAUAUCAAGAAGUUUCUCGCCGCUAAAAUUGAUAGCUCCGAGUACGAUAUCCCAACCUCUGACUUAGAGGAAGAAGUCGUGGAAUCUAUCGCGCGACGAGCUGAUGGUAUGUUUCGAUUAGCAGCACUUCAAUUGGAGUCAUUAAAGCCGUACCAAACCAUUUUCGAAAUAAGAAAGGGCUUGAACCAACUUCCGAGAUCUUUAGAUGUAUUUUACAGAAGAGCACUAGAAGAGGUAUUUGAGGGGCAUCAGUGCUACGUCAAAAUUGCCUUACAAUGGAUCGCUUACUCUGCUCGCCCGUUAAAGUUAGUGGAGCUCUCAGAAGCAGUGGCAGUUCAGACCGAGUCUUCUCCUUAUUUGGAAGAAGACAGGAAAUUGAUUUGCAAAGGGGAUCGUUUCCCUCUUGUUGAUAUGAUUCCAUCGGCAUUCGUUACAAUCCACAUUUGUGAAACGGGGGACCCUUCUUUACCGUUUAAGGAAAAAUCAUACAUUCGAUUUUCCCACUAUUCUGUCCAGGAAUUCUUACAGUCAACUCGCACGUCCAAUGGACCCGUUAAGCAAUACCAUCUACAGGAAUCAAAUGGCUUAGAAUCCAUCGCAGCACGGUGUAUAGCAUACUUACUUUAUGUUGGGUCGUUUUUCGAAGAUUCAUAUUCUGGGCUACCCGACGUUCAUAAUCGAUUUCCCUUGAUCUAUCACGCAGUACUAUGCUGGACGUACUAUUUACAACGCCUUGAAAUUCUGAGCAACGGGUCUUUUAACCUCGUGGGAAAUUUACGUGAGUUGGCAUCACUAUUGAUGAGUGGGAACCAGGCAACUUCGACCAACCACGAUGCAUGGAAGAUAUCACAAAUCAUUUGCAAAGAUGCUAGACGAAAGAUCCCAUACUCCGCAACCACGUUAGCCCUCGCACAAGAUUCCUUCGAGAUUGAGAUAGAUUCUAGCAUCUAUAUACCAUGUCCUUUGUCUUGGGCUUCUCAUCAUGGCUUAAUUAGUUUAGUAAAACUCUUAUUAAGAGAUGCUCUAUACGAUAUCAGCCCAUCUAAUGCAUCAAGGGAAUUCGACUUAGGGUCCCCUUUACAUGCUGCAGCCACGGGAUGGUAUUUUUCGGAGAGAAUAGUCACACUACUGCUUGCAGCAGGCAUGAAUCCAAACACAUCCGGUGGAGAGUUGCGUUAUCCACUAGUUGCUGCUACCGACAAAAACAAGUUGGAAAUUUGCAAAUUAUUGUGUGAGGGAGGUGUAAACCUUGAUCCUGGGUGGGGCGUGCGAGGUGAAACUGCAUUGCAAGUCGCUUGUAGAAAGGGUUAUGUGGAUAUAUGUGAAUAUCUCUUGGAGCAGGGUGCCGAUAUUGAAAAUUGUGACUUUGCUGACGAUGUUGCAAAGCAUGAUUUUCUCGACAGUUUAAUGACACCAUUGCUGCUAGCUACCAAGCACAGAAAACUAGCAGUUAUUAAGUUAUUGUUGGCGUCGGGGGCAGAUAUUGAAGCAGUAUAUAACGGCUACACACCAUUGCAGUAUGCAUCAGAAGCACAUGAUGUGCAAGCAUGUAAAUGGCUCCUAGAUUCCGGUUCCGAUGUGAAUCAUAUGACCGAAUCUGUGCCAUUUUUGACUUUAGGAUUCCCUUGGCGAUUCCGUUGGACGACAAGCUGGACCCCACUGAGUCGACCUUUCCGGGUAUAUCCUAGCUUCUAUCCUAAUGAUGAUUUACUUGUAAUUACCGAAUUGUUGCUUAAAGCCGGUGCUGAUGUGCAUGCCAAAGGCGGGCCUUGGUGGAAAAAUGGCCCUAUGGCUACCACAAUAGUUUUCUGUUUAGAAUGUACAAGAAACUUGCCAGAAUCAACAGAACAGAGAGAAAAACAUGUACUCAAGAAAACUUUGGACAUGCUGUUACACGCAGGAGCUGGAAGUGGCCUGGAAGGAGCUGAAGUGCUUUCGAUACUAGGAGGGAGACGUGAAGAGCUUAAAGAGGAGCGAAGAGAGCUGCUCCGUCAAAGAGAGAUGAAUACUCGACUAAGUAACGACGGAAUUGAAGAAAUCGACAGAUUCAUCAAUUCAUAUGAUGAUGCUUAUAAUCGGGUACAGGAGCAGCAAGAGAAAGAACGCAAGGUGUCUAUGCGAGGAGUCUCUACAGGAGAUGGUGGGGAAAAUGAAGAAUUAUCCAACGGAGAGUUAAGCAAUAGAGUUACGAGCCUCUCCCUCUAGAAGUUGUUGGUAUUACGGUUUGGGGAGGGAGGUUUUUUUUUUUUUUUUUUUUUUCUAAUAUGAUUCUAGAAAUUGUGUUUCUAAUGAUAAGUUUCUUUUUGUAUGGAAAGGGUAUACA